GUCUGACGUGACAAUCGACAAUCGACAUUGAUCGACAUUCAUUUUAGCGGUGGCUUGUGGACGCCAUUUAAUUUCCACUGCUUGCUUGUGUUAAUAAAGUAUUUAGUAUUAGUAAGUACUUAGGCGUACAAUUUAAUAUUUCUUAAAUUAAUUUGAAUUUUUGGUAUAAGUCGUUUUACAUAUAAAUUAUCAUGUCUGAAGUUGAGAGUAGAAAGCUUGCAGAUUUACGCGUUAUAGAUUUAAGAUUGGAAUUAGAAAGAAGGGGACUGGACAAAAAUGGCGUGAAACAAGCUCUACUUGAAAGAUUGACGAAGCAUUUGACAGAUCAAGGUUUUGAUCCAGCCACAUACAUCUUCAAGAAAAAUGAACAAAAUGAAGCGUUUGAAGACACUGAGGAAGAUGGUAAGAGUAAAAAGAGUAAUGAGGGAUCCAAGAAGGUUACUGAUGGACAUGAUUCUCCAAUUUUACUUAGUUUAGAGGAAGAUGAGGGAGCAAAUAAUGCAGAUAAGAAGAAAAGAGAAGAUAGUAACCAGUCAUCAUCAGGACAAGCAUCUUCAGGAACAACCAAUGGAGAGAAUAGUGAAAAUAGAGCUCGGGAUAGCAAAAAUGAGAAGAAGCUUGGGUCAAAAAGUAAUCCCACGGUCGUUUGGAUUAGCAAUCUUGCUGAAAACACUCGGGCAAGUGAUUUAAAACAAGCUCUAUCUGCUUGUGGUAGAGUAACAGGAGCCAAAAUUGUCGUCAACGCAAGAUUCCCAGGGUCUUGUUGCUUUGGUUACGUAACCAUGGGUUCUGUAGAAGAUGUUGAAAAUGUCAUCGAAAAAUUAAACAAUACAGAGUUAAAAGGUCAAAUGAUCAAGAUUGAGAAAUAUGAUUUGGUCAGAGCGGUUCAGUUGAAAAAGAAUGAGAAAUCACAAACUAGUUCAAAAGACACCCAGCCAAAAGUAAAGAAUCCUAAAAAAGAUGAUAAAUCUGAGAAAAAAGGUGAAGGUAAAAAGACCGAUUCUGAAACACCUGUUGGUAGAAGUGAAGCAGAUAGAGCGAGAUCCAGAGGCAGAAGAGAUUCGAGGGAUAAGCUUUCAGUUCGUCCGCAUUCCAGGGUUCGCCAUGAACGGGAUGUUUUAACUUUCGAUAAAAUUCGUGAAGAACGUGAUAGACAAAGAUUACGUGAAAAAGAAAGAAUACUUCGUGACGAAAUUAGACGUAGACGAGAAGAAGCUUCACGUAAUAGAGAAGUUGAAAGAAGACAACAAAUAGAAGCUCGCAGACUCGAGAGAGAGAAGAAAAAACUGGAAGUCGAAAAAGAGCGAAUUGCGCGUGAAAAAGUAGCAUUGGCAAGGAUUGAACGGGAAGCACAUUGGGAGAAGCAAAAAAAAAUGGAGUAUGACAUGACAAAUAUGUACGAAAAGGAUAUGGACAGAAGAGUUAGUAAAAGGUCUGCACCUUUUCGUCGGGAAGAAUUUGAAAGGAAGAGACCAGCAUAUGAUAGACAUUUCAAUGAGCCGCCUCCACCUCCAAGUCUAAAAACCAGGGAAGCCAGUCCACAAAGCUUCAGUAGUCGUUCAAAGGAACUUUACACGAAAAGUGUAAAAUACUCUGUGCCAAAGCGAGAUUCACUUUAUCCUGAAAAACGUAGGGAAUAUGAUAUUGGACGUCCUCCUAUAAUGGGUAGACAGGUGGCUGAUUCAUAUGAAAGCAGAGAUGCUAGAGCUGUUGGGCAUCCAAGAUCAAAAGAGGCGCGGUUUGAAGCCCCUAACAGAGAUACAGGCAGGGAGCGUAGCCCACAUUUCAGAUCUGGAAGAGAGGAGAGAAGACCAGUUAAUAUGAAAUUAGAUAUGCCAUCUGGACCAUCUAGAGAUGUGGGCCAAAGAAACAUUGAAAAUAGAGCUGGACCUGUACCUUGGGCAAAUAAUCCUCACAAGCCUAUUGGAUCAAACACUGCACCAAAAUUCUUCGAGAAAGAACCUUGGAGACCAAAUGAUUUUCCAAGGUGGUCUUCUCAAAUCACCCCAUCGAGACCAUUUGGAAAUAUGGGAGGACCUGUAUGCCCCCCUCCACCAACAAUCAACACCUAUCCUGAUUCGCGUUUUAAUUCAGGCAUUAGAAAGUAUUAAUUUCUAAAUGUAAUUUUAUCUGUUUUUUAAUCAUGUAAUGUAAAAUUAAAUAAUAAUUGAAUCUUGUAAUUUAAAAUAAAUUAAUAAAUCAGCUAGCUUUAGAUGA
Messenger RNA from Diabrotica virgifera virgifera (western corn rootworm), 2217 nucleotides. Its product is annotated as SAFB-like transcription modulator. The record is from RefSeq and is a predicted model, not a curated record. The coding region runs from base 192 to 2111 and encodes 639 amino acids. Gene Ontology annotation, cellular component: nucleus. Gene Ontology annotation, molecular function: RNA binding; sequence-specific DNA binding. NCBI's taxonomy places the organism in Eukaryota, Metazoa, Arthropoda, Insecta, Coleoptera, Chrysomelidae. The transcript has 12 exons. Gene Ontology annotation, biological process: regulation of transcription by RNA polymerase II; regulation of mRNA processing.